Molecule: messenger RNA, 2817 nt
Organism: Aricia agestis (brown argus)
Lineage: Eukaryota; Metazoa; Arthropoda; Insecta; Lepidoptera; Lycaenidae
Gene: alphaSnap
Product: alpha-soluble NSF attachment protein
Exons: 6
Coding region: 112-990 (292 amino acids)
Biological process (GO): intracellular protein transport; SNARE complex disassembly
Cellular component (GO): vacuolar membrane; SNARE complex
Molecular function (GO): syntaxin binding; soluble NSF attachment protein activity
Source: RefSeq, a predicted model, not a curated record
CAGCGACGAAUUUUCGCAGUGGCUGAAGUGACGACAUUUUCAAGAAAUUUAUUAAAAUUUUCCAAACUUAACAUUUAUUUCAUUAGUAAUUUAUAAUAAAAAGCCAUCAAAAUGGCUGAUAAUGAGCAGAAAGCAAUGCAAUUAAUGGCGGAGGCGGAGAAAAAAUUAAGUUCAUCAAAAUCAUUUUUGGGAUCUUUAUUUGGUGGAUCAUCAAAAGUGGAGGAGGCCGUGGACUGCUAUCUCCGAGCGGCCAACCUAUUUAAGAUGGCCAAGAAAUGGGCCCAAGCUGGCCAGGCCUUCUGCCAUGUGGCCCAGUUGCACCUGAAGGCCGGCACACAGCAUGAUGCCGCAACAAACUUUGUCGACGCCUCUACUUGUUAUAAGAAGUGUGAUCCUAAUGAGGCGGUUUCAUGUCUUCUAAAGGCAAUAGAAAUUUACACAAACAUGGGAAGGUUCACCGUUGCUGCUAAGCAUCACCAGAACAUAGCGGAGCUGUACGAGACUGAGUUAGCGGACGCGGCGCGCGCGAUGCAGCACUACGAACAGGCGGCGGACUACUUCCGCGGCGAGGAGUCCAUCUCCGCCGCCAACAAGUGCCUGCUGAAGCUGGCGCAGUACGCCGCCACCGCCGAGCACUAUGACAAGGCGAUACAGAUAUACGAGCAGAUAGCCAAGUCGUCCCUCGACAACAGUCUGCUGAAAUACAGCGCUAAGGAGUACAUGUUCCGUGCAGCACUGUGUCACCUCUGCGUGGACAUAUUGAACGCGCAGCACGCGGUCGAGCGCUACUGCGGCAUGUACCCGGCCUUCGCUGACACCAGGGAGUGCAAGCUCGUGAAGGAGUUAAUCGAGCAUCUCGAGGAGCAGAACGUUGACGGGUUCACCGAGGCGGUGAAGACGUACGACAGCAUAUCCCGGCUGGACCAGUGGUAUACCACCAUGCUCGUCCGCAUCAAGAAACAGAUCAACGACAACCCAGAACUCUGCUGAACUCCUCACCACUACCGUCUCGCGAGCGCUAAGGGGGUGAAAACUAAACCCCCCCAAAAGGUAUUUAGUUUCACAUUGAAGGGGUGGGAAAAUUUUAAAUUGGUAUUCGCUGUGUUAUCAAAAAUUACCGUUUUUAAUUUUCACCCCCUUGAGGGGUGAAAAUUCAUCACCCUUCAAAAAAUAUUAUUAAUCAUACUAAACGGUCGACGAAAUGUGUGGAUGUGUGAAUGGAUUGUAUAUGGUUAUGUCGAAGACAGCUGUUUAAUUAUUAUGGUCUCUGUCUUGUGUAGUUAUAAAAUCUCAGUGUUGGAAAGAGGUCUAGCUAGUCUUACUCCGAUACUUUGUUCAUACAAAAUAUUGUAAUAUUGUUUGUCAAGCAAUACUUUCGACUAAAGCUUAGUAUUUGAUUACUUUGCCGUCGAAACUAUGGAGUACAGUUUGACUAAACGCUCUGCAUGCCAGUGGAAAAACACUACUAAACGACAUGGUCGCGCUGUACCUCUAAUAAUACUAAUAAUAAAAAUAUUAGAAAAAAAAUACGUAUUACAUGUAUCUAAAUUUCAUUCAUGCUUAUUUUUACGGCCUAAAAGCCAAGGUUGACCAUUUAUUUAUAAGUUAACAUUUCAAUUUGCAAACAAAAUAUAACAUAAAUAUCUAGGAGUGACCAUGUAUUGGACCUUACUUAAAAACUAAAACGAUAUUUUCUAUUUACUGCUUCAAAAAUAAUAUUGCGAUUCAAUAAAAUAAAAUGGAGUUUAGAUCAAAGGUAGAGACGGUAGCAUUGCAGUUUUCUAUUUUUAAAUCUUGUAGUAAUAUUUAUUGCCUAUUACAUUUCAUUGUAAGUGCUAGGUGAUUUUUACGUUACAGUUUUGUACAAGAAGUCUUCUUAGAUAGUAAAUUUCUUAGUCUCAACUACUUGAUAUUGAAAAAUCUUAAAAAAAGUCACAAUGAGACUGAGUGUAGAUUUUUCUAGAGUGUUUGAAACUGUCUGAGGUUAGUAGACACUAUGUAUAUUACCCGGCUUCGAGACGAUUUAGACACGAAGUAAUUUUUUGUACAAAACCGUAGCACAAUUUAGUAUUUGAAUAACGAUAGUGUAGACGUUAAGAAGGUUAAACUAAGACGAGCACUGCAAAAUAUUCCAUUUAUAUACGAGUACACCUAGUGGUAAUUACAAAAUGUUAUGUGUGGACGUAGCGAGUUUUAGGGGGUGAAAUUUCAAAAUGUGGGUUAAAUUUUUUGUCCACACUUUGAAGUUGAGUGUACAUUGCGUGUGAAUUAAGGAAUAUAUUGGCCCCUUUUUGUAGUGAAAAAGUAGGGGGUGAAUUUUAAAAAUCAGGGGGUGAAUUAAACAAUCUGACGCUACGUCCGCGCCAUUAUCAGUCAACUUGUUAUGUCGCGCCGUAUGUUUAAUGUUAUUUGUAAUGUUUUUAUUAUGUUGCUGUAUGUAAAGUAUUGAUUACUAUUAAAUGAUUAGUAAAUAACUUGGACCAUUAUUUCAGAUAUUUUAUUAUUUAUGUCACUUUUUUUCCUAAUGGAUUGGCAAAAUUGCUUGUAAGUACUAUCCCGUUUUAGAUGGCUUGUUCUGGAAAAUUAUUUAAGGAUCAGACUCAGUUUUAGACUGUUUACAAUUUGUAGGUAUAGUGCCAAGUACUACCUAUUUAAUAGGAAACCUAGCCUUUAUGACACAUUUUAUUACCAAUAUUUAAUUUCCAAUCAUUUUGUAACAAAGUGCAAGUAAAACCAUUAUUUUCUGUGUUCCCAAUUAUAAUUUCGGAGAUUGUUUUUCUAUGUGUUUAUUUUUGAAUAAAAUUUAUUUAUUUCGUU